CAAAACCAAAACACGACGAAUUCAAAUAUCCAAUUGUUAAAUUUGUAGAUUUCAAAGGUUUUAUUCAUAUUUUCAAGACUUCCAUCAUGGAGAAUGAUCACCUCAAAAGUGUUUAUAUCUCCACUAAUUGUAAUCAAUGUACAAAUUGUCUGCAUUGGGGAAAUAAUAAUUUAAUUUGUUAUGGGUCCUCUAACAGCAUUUGCAUAUACGAUCUAGGGAUUGGUUCAGGAGGCAGAGUAACCAAAACGUUAGCCAAACAUAAAGGCCAAGUGAAUUCUGUUAGAUGGUUGAAAGGAUCAGACAUUCCCGAUGAAAAUGAAAUUGUGUCUGGGAGUACUGAUGGAGAUGUUAUUGUUUGGACAUUAGAUGGGGAAAAUAAUAAAAAUGAGAUUUUAAAGGGUCAUACAUCUAACGUCACUGUAGUGGAUGGUAUAUAUAAGAAAGAAAACAAAAAAAAUGCCAUUGUUGUUAGUGCUUCCAUGGAUAGUACAGUUAAAGUAUGGCUACGUGAAAAUCCUUCAGAUAAUUUUAGUCUAAUUCAAACAAUUGAACUUGGUUACAAUUUAUGUAUUUCAUUGAGAUUAUUCACUUUGGACACAGUUGAUGAUCGGCUCUUGUUGGCUCUAACGCUAGAUGACUGUUCUAUUAGGUUGUUCUUAGAGGAUGAGAAUGAAAUAAAGUUUAUGCCUUCAGUAAAAUUAGUAGGUCAUGAAGAUUGGGUGUGUGGUCUAGAUCUGAUGAAAGAUGGAGAGGAUUUACUUCUUGCAUCUUCAGGCCAGGAUAAUUAUGUGCGUAUUUGGAGAUUUAUCAAAAAAGAAAAAGGCACAGUAAACCCAAACAGAACUCUACUGAGAGCUCAGAAAUGUGAUUAUGAAAUCAACAUAGAAUCGGUUCUGAUUGGGCAUGAAGGAUGGGUUUAUUCAGUGGCUUGGAAUCCAAUAGACAAAACUUUAUUGUCAGCUUCUUGGGAUAAAACAAUGGUGAUAUGGGAAUACGACAAGGACAACAACUUGUGGAUGGACAAUGUGAGAGUGGGAGAAGUUGGAGGUAACACUCUAGGAUUUUAUGGGGGAAUGUUUGGUCCUGAUGGAGACACUAUGGUUGGUUAUGGAUAUCAUGGAGCCUUUCAUGUCUGGAAGAAUGACGAUAUAGAUUGGAACCCUUUGGUAACUGUUGGAGGUCAUUUUAGAGAAGUAGUUGAUCUGGCUUGGGAUCCUAAAGGAUCUUACAUAUUCUCAGCAUCUGCAGACCAAACCUGCAGAAUUCACGCUCCUUGGCCUACUGAGAAGCAACCUAUUACUUGGCACGAAAUAGCUCGACCUCAAGUACAUGGCUACGACAUGAAUUCGAUUGCAGUCUUCACAAAAUAUCAAUAUGCAUCAGCAUCCGAAGAAAAGGUGAUAAGAACAUUUUCGGCACCUCAAAAUUUCAUUGAAAACUAUAAAAGAAUAUGUAAAGUGGAGGAAGAUGAUGAGGAUAUAAAAAGUGAAACUAGUGGCGGAGCAAAAGGAGCAUCGGUUCCUUCACUGGGUCUAUCCAACAAGGCAGUUUAUUCAGCAGAUAACAGCGAGCAGUCUCUUGUCCGCAACAGCAAAGAAAUGUACCCGGAAGAGUCCCAUUUCAGCGCUACAGAAUUGUACGAACCCCCAACUGAAGAAAAUUUACUGCAGAAUACACUUUGGCCAGAAAUGUGUAAGCUUUACGGACAUGGGUAUGAGGUUUAUUGCUUGGCCUCAUCGCCUGACGGAAAAUACUUGGCAUCGGCUUGCAAAUCAACAGCUCAAGAGCAUGCAGCGGUAUUGCUAUGGGACACAUCGAAUUGGAAGAAUACCCAGAAAUUGGUAUCGCAUAACUUAACAGUUACGCAGAUUUCGUUCUCGCCAGAUUCACAGAAACUUCUAACGGUUUCGAGAGAUAGAAGAUGGACCGUUUUCGAGAAAAACAACGAGGGGCAAUUUACACUAGCCGCCACUACCAAUAAGGCUAACGGUGUACAUACUAGGAUAAUUUGGUGUUGUAGUUGGACCCACGAUUCCAAAUUUUUCGCAACGGGUUCUAGAGAUGGAAAAUUGGCAGUUUGGACGAAGAAUGUUAAUAAAAGUGCUGAAAACGUUCUUGGGCAGUACGAACUGGCUUCAAACCAUUUAUCAUUCCCUAAGGAUUCAGUAACUGCGGUUUCAGCAGCGCCAUGUUUAGUACAAGAUAAAUAUUUAUUUGCGAUUGGUUUCGAGUCAGGGAUUAUCUUCUUUUACAAAUGGACAGUGGAUGAUUUGUGGCAAUCUGUUUUGGAACUCAAUGAAAGCGUGGCCCAUCAUUUAACUGUGAAGAGGAUUCAAUUCAGACCAAUUCUUGGUGAAGCUGGUCAGACGGAGAAGGAUGAAAAUAUUUUGCAAGUUGCAACUUGUAGUACAGAUACUUCACUCAAAGUUUUUAAUUUAAACUUAGGUAAGAUGAGAUGAGAAUAAAGUUUUUUAUUUCUU
Messenger RNA from Coccinella septempunctata (seven-spotted ladybird), 2480 nucleotides. RefSeq names its product probable elongator complex protein 2 (gene Elp2). Gene Ontology annotation, cellular component: elongator holoenzyme complex. NCBI's taxonomy places the organism in Eukaryota, Metazoa, Arthropoda, Insecta, Coleoptera, Coccinellidae. Gene Ontology annotation, biological process: tRNA wobble uridine modification. Gene Ontology annotation, molecular function: protein binding. Bases 87 to 2459 code for a protein of 790 amino acids. The transcript is spliced from 10 exons. The record is from RefSeq and is a predicted model, not a curated record.